UGCACAGUUUAGGUUCCACUGCUUAUUUCAAUCCAUGCAUUUCUCUUUCAUCUAUUACUAGAAUUUAUCCGGAGAGUGGAGCUGUCCAUAGAACACUGACAACCGCCAAGAUCUUCUAGAUACUCACAGACACAGACACAGCGAACACCCAACAGCAUCCUUUGAGAUAACCAGACAUCAUCAAGAUGGGAUCAGAUCCAAAAGCCCCUACAAUCCCAUGGAUGCGUCUCGGAGAGCUCAACCCAGAGUCAUCUCUCACACCACCUCCCGCACCCUUCCCAGCAAGUAACAGUCCAGCCGAGAACGCAAGACAACGGUUCGCCGUGAGUGGGAACGCCGUCUUCACCGGCGGUGCCGGCACCCUCGCACUCACCUCCGCGCGCGCACUCCUCGAGCACGGCCUCGAAGGCCUCGCCCUCCUCGACCUGCCAGCCAGCCUCACAAAAAGCAAAGACUACAUAGCCUCCCUAGAACACGACUUUCCCAACUCCAAAUUUAUUUCCAUCCCAUGCGACGUAACCAUCGAAUCCGAAGUCCAAUCCGCAAUCCAAACCGCAACCACCCACCUCGGCAACCUCAAAAUCCUCUGCUGCUUCGCUGGCAUCGUCAACUGCGUCCCUUCCAUCGAGAUGUCCCUCGAGGACUAUAAACGGAUGCAAGAUGUCAAUACAACAGGUGCUUGGAUCGCCGCGCAGACUGUCGCUAGACAAAUGAUCCGCACCCACACCCCCGGCAAAAUCCUCCUCGUCUCCUCGAUCAGCGGCCACAGGGUAAACUACCCCCAACCCCAACUAGCCUACAACAUCUCCAAAGCGGCUCUCCUAAACAUGAAGAGCUGUCUCGCCGCGGAAUGGGCCCCGUAUGGAAUCCACGUGAAUUCCAUCUCGCCCGGGUAUAUGGAUACGGUGUUGAAUGAGGGGGAGGGACUAGCUGGACAUCGGGGCGUAUGGGCGGAUCGGAACCCGAUGAGGAGGAUGGGGCAGCCGUGUGAGUUGACGGGACCGGUGGUCUUGCUUUGUAGUGAUUUUGGGGGGAGUUAUUUAAAUGGAGUGGAUGUUGUUGUUGAUGGUGGGGGGUUGGUGUUUUGAGCUGGG
Molecule: messenger RNA, 1094 nt
Organism: Aspergillus ibericus CBS 121593
Lineage: Eukaryota; Fungi; Ascomycota; Eurotiomycetes; Eurotiales; Aspergillaceae
Product: oxidoreductase, short chain dehydrogenase/reductase family
Exons: 4
Coding region: 186-1088 (300 amino acids)
Cellular component (GO): intracellular anatomical structure
Molecular function (GO): oxidoreductase activity, acting on NAD(P)H, oxygen as acceptor
Source: RefSeq, a predicted model, not a curated record